Rosa rugosa (rugosa rose) is the source of this 5024-nucleotide messenger RNA. RefSeq names its product ABC transporter C family member 13. Gene Ontology annotation, biological process: transmembrane transport. The record is from RefSeq and is a predicted model, not a curated record. Gene Ontology annotation, molecular function: ATP binding; ABC-type transporter activity; ATP hydrolysis activity. The coding region runs from base 173 to 4573 and encodes 1466 amino acids. The transcript is spliced from 36 exons. Gene Ontology annotation, cellular component: membrane. Lineage: Eukaryota; Viridiplantae; Streptophyta; Magnoliopsida; Rosales; Rosaceae.
UCCCAUUCCCAAUUCCUAUUGACUUGGAAAUCCGAAGUCGCGUCCACGUGAGACCACCACACUUGCUCUGAUCACUUUGUGUUGAAAGUGCAUGAAAAUGGCACUUCGCAGCUUUACGCCUUGAAACAAAUCCUCACUCUCUCUCUCUCUCUGCAAACCGAAGCAGCAGGAAAUGGACGCUUUCACGAACCUGAUCUGCCCUAAUUCUCCCUCCAUAUGGGACGGAAAUGGACUUUCCAAGUGCUACGGCAACAUUCUGUUAGCUUUUGGUCCUAAUGUAGUCACUCUUGCUGUGAUUUUCGUACUCCGAAUCACUCCAAGGACCGGCACAAGAACCUGGAGGAUGAACUUUUCCGAGAGGUUUUUCCUGCACGUGCUUCCUGCCGUCGGAGCUUGUUUAGCAUUUUUCGACAUUGCUUUACUUUUAAAGAAAGAUCGUGAUGGUGUCUUUGUCGCAAAACAUGAAUGGUUGUUCAGAUGUUCCCAGUUUGCUGUCUGGACAGUUGUCAUACUCUUCUCAAGGUGUUUCAAUGCUUGCCAUAUUUUUGGCAAUCGCAUCUUGUGUUUCUGGUGGCUUGUGAAAAUGCUUUUGGCAACACUUCAUUUGUUCAGAACAUAUCCCUCAUUCAAGGUCUUGUUAUCUCUUAAGGAGAUUUGUACUGUUUCAUUGGACGUCAUUUUUGGUAUAUCAAUUAACAUCAUCAGAAUGAAGAGGGCAUCAUCCAACAGAAGUUCAAUGGAAGAUUCACUACUUUCUGCUGACAUGGACCUCGAGGAAGGUUCUCUCAAGGACUCUGGCGACAAUCAGAGCUAUUUCAAUCUUAUGACAUUCAGAUCGAUCACUUCUGUGAUGAGUCAUGGUGUCACAAAGCAGCUUGAAUUUGAAGAUUUGCUUCAACUUCCCACUGAUAUGGACCCUUGUUCCUGUCAUGAUGCAUUAUUUAGCUGUUGGAAAUCCCAACAGAGUAGUUGCCCUGAUCCAUCCCUGUUUAGGGCAAUCUGUUCUGCAUAUGGAUGGCCAUACGUUCGUCUGGGCUUGUUAAAGGUACUUAAUGAUUCUGUUGGUUUUGCUGGACCGUUGCUUCUCAAUAAGCUAAUUCGCUUCCUUCAACAAGGUUCGCAGAAUUUGGAUGGCUAUGUUCUUGCAGUAUCCUUGGGCCUCAUAUCUAUCUUUAAAUCGUUUUUGGAUACACAAUAUACUUUUCAUCUUUCAAAAUUGAAGUUAAAGCUACGAUCUAGUAUCAUGACAGUUAUAUAUCAGAAGUGCCUCUGUGUCAACCUAGCAGAGCGAUCAAAGUUUACCGAGGGGGAAAUUCAGACAUUCAUGGCCAUAGAUUCUGAUCGCAUUGUCAACUUAAGUAACAGUGUCCAUGAUAUGUGGAGCUUGCCUUUACAAAUUGGGCUGGCUUUGUUCCUUUUGUAUACACAAGUCAAAUUUGCAUUUGUUUCUGGGCUUGCAAUUACCAUUGCAUUAAUACCAGUGAAUAAAUGGAUAUCUACAUUGAUUGCAAGAGCUACAGUGAAAAUGAUGAAGCAGAAGGAUGAGAGGAUCAGAAGGACGGGGGAACUUUUGACAUAUAUCCGCACUUUGAAAAUGUAUGGUUGGGAGCUCCUGUUUUCUAGCUGGUUGAUGGAGACAAGAUUAUCAGAAGUUAUGCACUUAACUACACGGAAGUACUUGGAUGCCUGGUGUGUAUUUUUUUGGGCCACGACACCAACUCUUUUUUCUCUUUGUACAUUUGGACUUUUCACAUUGAUGGGGCAUCAACUUGAUGCUGCAACGGUCUUCACUUGUGUUGCUCUGUUUAAUACUUUGAUAUCUCCUCUAAACUCAUUUCCGUGGGUCAUUAAUGGGUUAAUUGAUGCUGUCAUAUCUGUCAGACGGUUGAGCAGGUUCCUGUCUUGCUCUGAGCGCAAGUCAAAGCUGGAAAAGACAGCCGAUGCGUCUUCACCAUAUUUCUCCAAUGAUCAGUGUGAAUUUACCUUUGAAGAUAUGGCUGUUGUGUUUGAUGAUUCAUCUUGUUCCUGGUCAAGCAGCGACGAAAAGGAAUUGAAUUUGGUGCUGAAUCAUGUAACUCUAGGUAUUCCAAAGGGUUCCUUCAUUGCAGUAAUUGGAGAGGUUGGUUCAGGUAAAUCAUCAUUGUUGAAUUCCAUAUUGGGGGAAAUGCAACUUGUCCAUGGAUCAGUAUAUUCUUGUGGAUCUAUAGCAUAUGUACCACAGGUCCCAUGGAUUCUGUCUGGAACAAUCCGUGACAAUAUACUGUUUGGAAAGCAAUACGAUCCCAAAAGAUACACGGAUACUUUAGAGGCAAGUGCUUUAGAUGUUGAUAUUUCAAUAAUGGUUGGAGGUGACAUGGCUUAUAUUGGAGAAAAAGGAGUCAACUUGUCAGGUGGACAGAGAGCUCGAAUUGCUCUGGCAAGGGCUAUUUAUAAUGGCUCCGAUAUGUUUAUUCUUGAUGAUGUCCUCAGCGCAGUUGAUGCAAGAGUUGCUCGUUGUAUUUUAUACAAUGCAAUUUUGGGUCCACUAAUGAAAAAGCAAACUCGUGUGCUUUGUACACAUAACGUUCAGGCAAUAUCUUCUGCUGAUACAAUUGUCGUUAUGGAAAAAGGACAUGUAAAGUGGGUGGGACCUUCUGCUUGUUUGCCAGCUUCUUCAUAUUCAGCAUUCUCUCCACUGAAUGAAUUUGAUAAAUUCUUACUGAAUGAAGGAAAAGAGUGCAAUGUAGCUGCAGAUUCUCUCACAAAAGACCAACAAAACCUUCCCUUAGAGAAAGAUAUUGUGCCUGCUGCAGAGGGAAGACAAGAUAUUAUUGAAGUUGAGGCGCGGAAAGAGGGAAAAGUAGAACUUUCUGUCUACAAGAAUUAUGCUACGUUUACUGGUUGGUUCAUUUCUGUUGUAAUAUUUCUAUCAGCAAUCCUAAUGCAAGCUUCUCGUAAUGGAAAUGAUCUGUGGCUGUCAUAUUGGGUUGAUACAACAGGAAAUAGUCAGAAAGGAUACUCUACAUCCUUUUAUCUGGUUAUACUGUGCAUCUUUUGUACUGCAAAUUCAGUUCUUACAUUAGUGAGGGCCUUCUCAUUUGCAUAUGGUGGCUUACAAGCUGCAGUUAAGGUGCAUGAUACACUGCUGAAAAGGCUUAUCAAUGCACCUGUUCAAUUCUUUGAUCAGACACCAGGUGGAAGGAUACUAAACAGGCUAUCUUCAGAUCUAUACACAAUUGAUGAUUCUCUUCCCUUCAUUCUCAACAUUCUCCUAGCCAAUUUCGUUGGUCUUCUGGGAAUUGCAAUAGUUUUGUCAUAUGUUCAGGUCUUCUUCUUGCUUUUGCUAUUGCCGUUUUGGUAUAUCUACACCAAACUUCAGUUCUUCUACAGGUCAACAUCUCGAGAAUUGCGAAGGCUGGACAGUGUGUCUCGGUCUCCCAUAUAUACAUCCUUCACGGAGACACUUGACGGAUCAUCAACUAUACGGGCAUUCAAGUCUGAGGACUUCUUUUUGGCCAGAUUCACUGACCAGGUGAAAUUGUAUCAACAGACUUCCUACACAGAGUUAAAUGCAAGUUUGUGGCUUUCCCUACGUCUUCAGUUGUUAGCAGCAUUUAUCAUCUCAUUUGUUGCUAUUAUGGCUGUUCUUGGAUCUCAUGGUGGAUUACCAAUCGGUUUCAGUACCCCAGGGCUGGUUGGUUUGGCUCUAUCUUAUGCAGCUCCGGUUGUAAAUUUACUGGGAAGCUUUUUGACAAGUUUCACUGAAACAGAGAAGGAAAUGGUUUCCAUUGAAAGAGCUCUUGAGUAUAUGGAGGUUCCUCAAGAAGAAGUUGAUGGACUUCAAUCUUUAAACUGCAAUUGGCCAUUUCAAGGACGGAUUGAAUUCCAAAACGUUACCUUGAGAUACAAGCCAUCUUUUCCAGCUGCACUUUGUGAUAUUAGUUUUACUAUUGACGGAGGGAUGCAGGUUGGUAUUGUUGGAAGGACAGGAGCUGGAAAAUCUAGUGUUUUGAAUGCCCUUUUCCGCCUCACACCAAUAUGCACAGGAUGUAUUCUUGUGGAUGAUAUAAACAUAGCUAAUGCUCCUAUCAGGGAUCUUCGUGGGCAUUUCUCUGUUGUUCCUCAGACUCCAUUUUUAUUUGAAGGAUCAUUAAGGGACAAUCUGGAUCCAUUCAGGCUGAGUGAUGACUAUAAAAUUUGGAAGGCUUUGGAGAGGUGCCAUGUCAAGGAGGAAGUAGAAGCAGCAGGAGGUUUAGAUAUUCACCUAAGCGAAUCUAGGAUGUCAUUUUCUGUAGGGCAACGGCAGCUUCUUUGCCUUGCACGUGCACUUCUCAAAUCUUCAAAGGUCCUUUGUCUGGAUGAAUGCACCGCUAAUGUGGACACUCAAACAGCAUCUACCUUACAAAAAACCAUAUCUAGUGAAUGCAGUGGCAUGACAGUUAUCACAAUUGCUCAUCGUAUUUCCACCGUUUUGAAUAUGGAUAAUGUCCUGAUCCUCGACCAUGGUAUCCUGGUUGAACAAGGAAAUCCGCAGGCUCUCCUACAAAAUGAGUUCUCCAGAUUUUCCAGUUUUGCUAAAGCAUCUACAAUGUGAUUACCCAAGUACUGCUGUUCUCAUUGCUGAGUUCUUGCAAUCAGCUGGUUUGACCUACAAUAGAAGCUAUAUUAUUGUAAGUUAGUACCUUCUUAAUCCUCAACGUGAGUUAGGAAUCAAUCAAUUGUCACUGUUAAAUAUAGCUAAGUUACUAUGAAGAUUAGCAUCAUCUGAUGAAUGAAUCUGUAAGUGACUUCUUGUUAACUGCUUCUGAAGCUGAAGGUACAAAACUAGCUGUAACCCUUUUUUAUUUUAGUAAAAAUGAUGACUUUAGGGAAAUGAAAUUCACUCCUCAUUUUACAAUCCGCACUCCAUGUUUCAUUUUUUAGUAUCUUAAGUUUUGUCUUUUUAUAGUGUGGAUUGUAAAAAUGUGAUGUUAAUGUACUAAAAAAAAACAUGGAGUGUGAAUUGUAAAAUGGGGAGUCUGAAUUUCACUCCCCUAACUUUAUUA